Drosophila melanogaster (fruit fly) is the source of this 6692-nucleotide messenger RNA. RefSeq names its product grainy head (gene grh). Gene Ontology annotation, molecular function: DNA-binding transcription factor activity. The record is from RefSeq and is marked reviewed. NCBI's taxonomy places the organism in Eukaryota, Metazoa, Arthropoda, Insecta, Diptera, Drosophilidae. The transcript has 16 exons. Gene Ontology annotation, cellular component: nucleus. Gene Ontology annotation, biological process: regulation of transcription by RNA polymerase II. Bases 838 to 4746 code for a protein of 1302 amino acids.
CAACUUUUGCGCCCUCCAGUAGCAAUAGCAGCAAUAUGAGCAGCAGCAACAUCAAAUGUUAGGCCAAAAUGCACAAACCGCCAGCAACAAAGGCAGCACCAAGCGAACGAAACAACAACAGCUCCACAUACCACAAAGAGUGGCACAUUAGAAGCGGCCAAAAGCAGCCAGCCGAGAGCAUUGUGUAAGCCAAAGGCCCAGAGAGCCAGGCUAAAAGCCCCCAGACGCACAACAACAACAACAACAACUAAAACAGCACAAAGAGUGGCGAAAGGUGCACCCACCAGCAAAACAGCAACAACGGAGCAACCAACAACAGCAGCAGCAGCAGCAGCAGCCACAUUUCAGUUACAGCUCCAGACUCCCAGGUUGCAGACUCCCAAAGCAAACAGACUCCAGUCCACGAUCCAGCUCCAGUUCCACCGAUCCGAUCCACUGCUCCAGCGUGCUCGAGUGCCAUAGAUCCUCACCAAGUGCCAAAAUCCGCAUCCUGAUCCCAAGAGCUCAAGGCACCCCGGCCCAAAAUUGAGCUGAGAACGAAACGAAGGAAGUUCCUUAGUGCCAUAGAAAGCAGUUAAUGAAACAACGACUAAGACGAAGAUCGACCAUCCAGAACCGGAGGGAGCUAAUUGCGAACGAAAGAAACCACAAAGUGCCUUCCAUCAAUCCGUUGAUAAGUGAUAUUUAUUAUGUUUAUACUUGCCAGCAGCCGAGGCAGCAACAGCAAUAGCAACAACCAUAGGGGAUCACGGCAUCGAUGAUCAGUCCACGACCAAGUCCUAGUGCAAUCCGGAAUCCAGUUCAAAUUAGUUCAAUAAGCCGUAUCUACCACGUAUAAUGUCCACAUCCACCGCCACAACGAGCGUUAUCACGUCCAACGAGCUCUCGCUGUCCGGCCACGCCCACGGUCACGGUCACGCCCACCAGUUGCACCAGCACACCCACAGCCGCCUAGGAGUUGGCGUUGGUGUUGGCAUCCUUAGCGACGCAUCCCUAUCGCCCAUCCAACAAGGCAGUGGCGGCCACAGCGGCGGAGGUAACACAAACAGUUCACCACUGGCGCCCAACGGAGUGCCACUUCUCACAACAAUGCACCGAUCACCGGACUCACCGCAGCCAGAAUUGGCCACCAUGACGAACGUCAACGUGCUGGAUCUGCACACGGAUAACUCCAAGCUGUACGACAAGGAGGCUGUAUUUAUAUACGAAACGCCCAAGGUGGUGAUGCCAGCGGAUGGCGGGGGUGGCAAUAAUUCCGAUGAAGGUCAUGCCAUCGAUGCGCGGAUUGCGGCCCAAAUGGGCAACCAAGCCCAGCAACAGCAGCAGCAGCAACAGCAGACGGAACACCAGCCGCUGGCCAAGAUCGAGUUCGAUGAGAACCAGAUAAUCCGGGUGGUGGGACCAAAUGGCGAGCAACAGCAAAUCAUCUCGCGGGAGAUCAUCAAUGGGGAGCAUCAUAUCCUGUCGCGAAACGAGGCUGGUGAGCACAUUCUCACACGGAUCGUCAGUGAUCCCUCCAAGUUGAUGCCCAAUGACAAUGCAGUGGCCACGGCCAUGUACAACCAGGCCCAAAAGAUGAACAAUGAUCACGGGCAGGCGGUAUAUCAGACAUCACCAUUGCCGCUAGACGCGUCUGUAUUGCAUUAUAGUGGCGGCAAUGAUUCGAAUGUAAUUAAGACGGAGGCCGAUAUCUACGAGGAUCACAAGAAACAUGCGGCUGCAGCAGCAGCUGCUGCCGGCGGAGGAUCCAUCAUAUACACCACAUCCGAUCCGAACGGAGUGAAUGUGAAACAACUGCCCCAUUUGACGGUACCCCAAAAACUUGAUCCCGACCUCUAUCAAGCCGAUAAGCAUAUAGAUUUGAUCUACAACGAUGGCAGCAAGACGGUGAUUUACUCCACUACGGAUCAGAAGAGUUUGGAAAUAUACUCGGGCGGCGACAUCGGCAGCCUGGUGUCCGACGGCCAAGUGGUGGUCCAGGCGGGACUGCCGUAUGCCACCACCACCGGAGCCGGCGGCCAGCCCGUCUAUAUCGUGGCCGACGGUGCCUUGCCAGCGGGAGUCGAGGAGCAUCUGCAGAGUGGAAAGCUCAAUGGCCAGACCACACCUAUCGAUGUCUCUGGCCUAUCGCAAAAUGAGAUUCAAGGCUUUUUGCUCGGCUCACACCCCUCGUCAUCGGCGACGGUAAGCACAACCGGCGUUGUCUCCACGACAACGAUCUCGCAUCACCAGCAACAGCAGCAGCAGCAGCAACAGCAACAGCAGCAGCAGCAGCAGCAACACCAGCAGCAGCAGCAACAUCCCGGCGACAUUGUUAGUGCCGCUGGCGUGGGGAGCACGGGCUCCAUUGUCUCCUCUGCGGCGCAACAGCAGCAGCAGCAGCAACUAAUUAGCAUCAAACGAGAGCCCGAAGACUUGCGCAAGGAUCCCAAGAAUGGCAACAUUGCCGGUGCAGCAACAGCAAAUGGACCCGGUUCGGUCAUAACCCAAAAGAUCUUGCACGUGGAUGCACCAACGGCAAGUGAAGCUGAUAGGCCCAGCACACCCAGCAGCAGCAUCAACAGCACUGAAAACACUGAAUCGGACUCACAGUCAGUAUCAGGAUCAGAAUCAGGAUCGCCGGGAGCCAGGACCACAGCCACACUAGAGAUGUAUGCAACCACGGGCGGCACACAGAUCUAUCUACAGACCUCACAUCCCAGCACGGCGAGCGGAGCGGGCGGCGGCGCCGGACCCGCUGGAGCCGCCGGCGGCGGCGGUGUGUCCAUGCAGGCGCAAAGUCCCAGUCCGGGUCCCUAUAUCACGGCCAAUGACUAUGGCAUGUACACGGCCAGUCGCCUGCCACCCGGUCCCCCGCCCACCAGCACCACCACGUUUAUAGCGGAGCCCUCCUACUAUCGGGAAUACUUUGCACCGGAUGGCCAAGGUGGCUAUGUGCCGGCCAGCACGAGGUCUUUGUAUGGCGACGUGGACGUAUCCGUAUCUCAGCCCGGCGGAGUGGUCACCUAUGAGGGCCGCUUUGCCGGCAGCGUUCCCCCGCCCGCCACCACCACCGUGCUAACCAGCGUGCAUCACCACCAGCAACAGCAGCAGCAACAACAGCAGCAUCAACAGCAGCAGCAGCAGCAACAGCACCACCAGCAGCAACAGCACCAUUCGCAGGAUGGCAAGAGCAAUGGCGGAGCAACGCCACUCUAUGCCAAAGCCAUUACGGCGGCGGGUCUAACGGUGGAUUUGCCAAGUCCGGAUUCGGGCAUUGGUACGGAUGCCAUUACACCGCGGGAUCAGACAAAUAUCCAACAGUCCUUUGAUUAUACGGAAUUGUGCCAGCCGGGCACGCUGAUCGAUGCCAAUGGCAGCAUACCCGUCAGCGUGAACAGCAUCCAGCAGAGAACGGCGGUCCAUGGCAGCCAGAACAGUCCCACCACAUCGCUGGUGGACACCAGCACCAAUGGAUCCACGCGAUCGCGGCCCUGGCACGACUUUGGACGUCAGAAUGAUGCCGACAAAAUACAAAUACCAAAAAUCUUCACAAACGUGGGCUUCCGAUAUCACCUGGAGAGCCCCAUCAGUUCAUCGCAGAGGCGCGAGGACGAUCGCAUCACCUACAUCAACAAGGGUCAAUUCUAUGGAAUAACGCUGGAGUAUGUGCACGAUGCGGAAAAGCCCAUUAAGAACACCACCGUCAAGAGUGUGAUCAUGCUAAUGUUCCGCGAGGAGAAGAGUCCCGAGGAUGAGAUCAAGGCCUGGCAAUUCUGGCACAGUCGUCAGCAUUCCGUGAAGCAGAGAAUCUUGGAUGCAGAUACGAAGAACUCGGUUGGCCUCGUUGGCUGCAUCGAGGAAGUGUCGCACAAUGCCAUCGCCGUCUACUGGAAUCCGCUGGAGAGCUCCGCCAAGAUCAACAUUGCGGUUCAGUGCUUGAGCACGGAUUUCAGCAGUCAAAAGGGAGUUAAGGGCCUGCCGCUGCACGUACAAAUCGACACAUUUGAGGACCCCAGAGAUACGGCGGUCUUCCACCGCGGCUACUGUCAGAUAAAGGUCUUCUGCGAUAAGGGCGCCGAACGAAAGACGCGCGAUGAAGAGCGGCGGGCCGCCAAACGAAAGAUGACAGCCACGGGCAGAAAGAAGCUGGACGAGCUUUACCAUCCGGUAACGGAUCGGUCCGAGUUCUAUGGCAUGCAGGACUUCGCCAAGCCGCCGGUGCUAUUCUCGCCCGCCGAGGACAUGGAGAAGAGCUUCUACGGCCAUGAGACUGACUCGCCGGACCUGAAGGGGGCCUCACCGUUCCUGCUCCACGGCCAGAAGGUGGCCACGCCGACGCUCAAGUUCCACAACCAUUUUCCGCCCGACAUGCAGACCGAUAAGAAGGAUCACAUACUGGACCAGAACAUGUUGACCAGCACACCCCUGACCGACUUUGGUCCGCCGAUGAAGCGCGGCAGGAUGACGCCGCCGACCUCGGAACGCGUGAUGCUGUACGUGCGGCAGGAGAACGAGGAGGUGUAUACACCGUUGCACGUGGUGCCGCCCACCACGAUCGGCCUGCUAAAUGCGAUUGAAAACAAAUACAAAAUCUCAACAACGAGCAUAAAUAACAUUUAUCGCACAAACAAGAAGGGGAUUACUGCGAAAAUUGACGAUGACAUGAUAUCGUUCUACUGCAACGAGGACAUCUUUCUGCUGGAGGUGCAACAGAUCGAGGACGACCUGUACGAUGUGACGCUCACGGAGCUGCCCAAUCAGUAGCGCUGGCAGUACGGGUAGCACCCGCUAACCGCACUCAAAAAAAAAAGCAAACAAACACACAAAUUACGGACACAACAAGUUGUUUCAAUAAGCCAUUUUCCAUAGAGCCUAAGUCUAAAUAUCGUAGUUAUAAUAAUGGGAUCCGCAACAAAUCGAGUUGCAACGAAUGUUAAGAACGCUAACACAAUACGCAUGUAAAAUGAUACUUUAAAAUUGAUUUAGUUAUUUUAGCAACAAUGAGAUUAUCUAAAAUUGUUUGAUCAAAUUUUACAUUCUCGCUAUGUCUAUAGAUAAUUCUAAGCCCGUAAGCCCAUAAGCGUAAUCGUAAUCGUAAUCGUACCGUGUAUUUAUGCUCAUAUAUAAACAACUAUAUAUAUAUAUAUAUAUAUAUAUAUGUGCGGAGUGCAACAGUGUCUGUCCAGUAGGAGAUAAGUCUCGUUUCCGCUCCCCUGCUUAUGCUAUGACCUUAGGUCCAGGGCAAGUAUGAGUUACCGAAUCUAUCUAUUAGGUGCAUCUAACGAAAGGAAUCAUUAGCUCUGCACGAACUCUAGCCGUAGCCUAUUGUAAUCCAUUUGUAUGUUUGGCUUAAGCGUUUUACUUGUUGAAUAUAAAGUGUAAAAUUAUUUUUGAAAAAAAAAAACCCACACAAAACACAAAUCGUUUGUUCUAUAUUUCUGUUUCAAAACUAACUCGUUACCCACAAUCCCCUCUGUUAUGUAUAAUUAGGAUCUCUGUACACAAAAAAAAAAGAAAGCAUAAAGCAUAAAGCAUAUAGAUGAAAACUUUGACGAUCAAAUAAUUGGUAAAAUUCUCGCGAAGUAAUUAUCCCUAAAUCUAGAUAUAUACACCUAGAGAUAAGAACCAUCUGCAAUAAAACAUGUUGAUAAAAAUCGUACUUAAGUCCAAGCUAAGGCAAAAACAAAAUCGAAAAAAAAACAACUUUAAAAAAAAAACAUUUUUGUGCAUUUGUUGAAAAACAAAAAAAAAAUACCUAACGAACAAUAAUCAGCCGAGAAAGUUGAUUCAAAACUAAAAACAAUUAAUUCAAGAUGAACAGUAGCGCCACAAAUAAUCGCAACAAUCGGAUGAAUAUAGAUACAGAUAUAUAUGAUAUGUAUAGGGAUAACACAAGUCGCAUAGCUCGAAUGCGUUUACAAUCUUUGUUUGCCAUAAUUAACAGUUUAAUUUAAUUAACGAAAUGUUUUGUGUACAAUGUUAUUUGAAUUCAAGCAGAGACUUCAACGCGAGAUUUGCUUGGAAUUACGAAUACUCCGCAUCGAUUUCUACAAUUUUGAACAGUACGAGUUCAAUGCUCAAUAUUAUUAUUAAUUGUUUAUUAAUUGUAAUCUCUCUUAACUUUUACGCCCCCCCUUACGCCCUAAAAAUGCUCUAUUUUCACUCACUCCUUCUGCCACUUAACUCUUUUGAGGAGGGCCAAAAUCGUUUUCAACUUGACAUUUCCGGUGUUGUACAUCACAAUUUGUUUUUAAUUUUAGCCCUUAGUUCUAAAUGUACUAUUCAAGAUUAUACAAUAUUAUGAUAUGAGAUGAGAAGAGCUAAGAUAUCAGAGGAUAUGAAAUGAUGAUGAUGAUGAAUCGAAAAUCUUGCCGGCAUGUUAUAAUUCUAUACGUUUAGUUAUCGUAUACUUAAGUUCUACGCGCUCUUUCUAUAUAUUGUAUACACAAAACAUACACAUAUAUUUUAAAAGCCAAUAAUUUAUUUUUUGUUACUGUUGGAAAACAAUUCCGCGAUAAAUAGAAAAGCGAAAAAAAAACACAAAAAAAUCGUGAAAAUGCAACUGAGAAUAAAGUGACAUUCAAUCGUGUAAGAAGUGCAUGUCCAACUUGAGAAAUUAUAAAAAAGACAAACAAACAAAAUAAAACAAAUUGUACAAUAUAAUUAUAAUGAAUACACAACAUUUAAAUAAAGAACAAAAAGUAAGCAAA